AUGGCGUUUCAUUUGACUCAGUCUCAGCGUUUGCAGCUGGUCAUCUCUAUCUCCUUCUGCUUCUUUGUCGCGGAAAUUUCCGUUGGAUUCUACACCCGUUCUCUGGCCCUUGUGGCAGAUGCAUUCCACUAUCUAAAUGAUCUCAUCGGAUUCAUCGUUGCUUUUGCUGCUUUGCAGAUAUCCGCAAAGAAAGAUUCUCCCAGCGACCUAUCCUUUGGCUGGCAGCGAUCCAGACUUCUGGGUGCCUUUUUCAACGGCGUUUUCCUUCUGGCGCUAGGUGUCAGCAUAUUUCUACAAUCCAUCGAGCGAUUCAUCUCAAUUGAGAUCGUGGAACAACCGAAGCUCGUCCUCAUUAUUGGAUGCGUCGGCCUUGCACUCAACAUCAUCAGUGCUUGUUUCCUCCACGAACAUGGCCAUGAUCACGGGCAUUCACAUGGAAAUUCGCACAGCGAAGAAUCAAGAGCCACAGAGACUGGCACCGUCGAAAACACGGAAGAUGGAACCCAGCAGGUGUUUACCGUGCACGAAAACCAUCGCCACAACAACCUACAACCAUCCAAGAAGGGUUACGAUCUCGGUAUGCUGGGCGUCUUGAUCCAUGUCAUGGGCGAUGCAGCCAACAAUAUCGGCGUCAUCAUCUCGGCCCUGGUGAUCUGGCUCACUUCCUAUCCCGCUCGCUACUACGCGGACCCUGCUGUCAGCAUGGCAAUUGCCAUAAUUAUCCUUACAACUUCAAUUCCGUUGGAAUUAUCUCGCAUAGUGAGGAACUCUGGGAUAAUUCUGCUCGAAAGCGUCCCUGCCGGCAUCAGUCUCGAAGACAUUCGACAUGAUCUACAAAUGAUCCCCGGUGUUCUAUCUGUCCACGAACUACAUGUCUGGCGUUUGAAUCAAGAAAAGGCCCUAGCCUCCGUCCACGUCACCAUCUCGAAUGAUACCAUUACCGAAUUUGUGCAGAUAGCAAAGACAAUGGGUGAUUGCUUCCAUAGCUAUGGUGUUCACUCGGCCACUGUGCAACCGGAACUUCCAUCGCCUUCUGCCUGGAUACCUUCAGAGACUGAAGCUCGAGAGAAAUGGCCAAAGGCUUGCCAAGUCAAAUGCGGUGCCUCUUGUGAGACUUUGACUUGCUGUGGAUAG
Messenger RNA from Penicillium manginii, 1134 nucleotides. Its product is annotated as cation diffusion facilitator family transporter. Gene Ontology annotation, biological process: zinc ion transmembrane transport; intracellular zinc ion homeostasis. The record is from RefSeq and is a predicted model, not a curated record. Bases 1 to 1134 code for a protein of 377 amino acids. The transcript is spliced from 9 exons. Lineage: Eukaryota; Fungi; Ascomycota; Eurotiomycetes; Eurotiales; Aspergillaceae. Gene Ontology annotation, cellular component: membrane. Gene Ontology annotation, molecular function: zinc ion transmembrane transporter activity.